Mangifera indica (mango) is the source of this 3602-nucleotide messenger RNA. RefSeq lists its product as uncharacterized. The record is from RefSeq and is a predicted model, not a curated record. Bases 434 to 3157 code for a protein of 907 amino acids. Gene Ontology annotation, cellular component: Ino80 complex. The transcript has 10 exons. Lineage: Eukaryota; Viridiplantae; Streptophyta; Magnoliopsida; Sapindales; Anacardiaceae.
AGCCAAGACAGAACCCAUGAGUUAGCCAUGGCUGUAGCCAAGCCGCGCCCAACUGUGCGUAUGGAAGAUUCAAUGUUUGCCAUAACGGUUGCGAGAAACCUCACUCGUCUGAUCUUUCUCUAGUCUUAAUCUCGUCCCUAUCCAUCCUUCCUUCCUUUUUAUUUUUUGUUUUAAGUCGAGUGUUUCUUUAUAUCUCUCACUCUCCAUAAACAGAACGAAACAAAACAAAAACCUAAUCAGAUAACGUAACGAAACCCUCUUUCUAUAUCUCCCUGAUAUUUGCCUCUCUUCGUGUUCAACCAGGAUUGUAAUUGAAAUUAUUUUAUUUAUUUUUCCGGGGUGUUCACUGGUGUAGCAUUGAGUUGUUUUCAGAUGGAGGGAGCAUAUUCACUCUAAGUUAUUAGCCGGGGGAUAUUUUUGACAUAUUUUGUCAAUGGCCGCUGAUCAGAGGAGAAAGAGAGUUAAUGGUGCCACUGUGGCAGGUUGCAGUUCUCUGAAGCAAUAUAGAAUGAAGAAGAGAAAAUUGGAGUCACCACACAAGGGUCUAAACUCGAAAUCACAUAUAUCCCUUGAGUGGGACAGGAAUAAAGAAAAGGUUGUUGCCAAAAAGGAACAGAUUGGAAUAAGUAGAAGGUAUUUAAGGCCAUUUAUUGAUUCUGUUCCUGGUUCCCACAAGGCUUUGGCAGAUGUUUUUUCUAUUCCUCAAGAUAUUUUUGAGUUGGAGAAUUUGAGUGAGAUUCUCUCUUAUGAGGUUUGGCAGACUCAGCUAUCAGAAGAUGAGAGAAGCUUUCUUACGCAGUUUCUUCCUAGUGGACAAAAUGCCAAACUUGUUGUGCAAGCAUUACUUUCUGGGGAUAAUAUUCACUUUGGAAAUCCUUCUCUCAAAUGGGGCGCUUCAGUUUGUUCAGGUAAUCUUCAUCCUGAUGCAGUUCUUCACCACGAACGAUGUUUAAACACUGAUAAGAAAGCAUACUACUCUGUGUUGCAGAAAUAUCACAAUGAUAUUAUAGAGUAUUUGCAGAAGUUGAAGGAUAAAUGGGAAAGUUGCAAAGAUCCAGAAGAGGGGUUUUUUCAAAAGCUUGGAAGGUCAAGGAGAGAUGCUGAGAAAAGAUUUUUCUCAAAUGCUAGUGAAUCUAGAUUCCAUGAACUUGAGCAGGAUGCUACUGCAACAUCUGAAUCUUGUUCUUGGGUUGUGGAUGAGAAAGCAUGUAGUAGUGAUAAUCAGAACUGUUCAUGGAUGAAGGGUGGAGAAUUUCAAAAAAGGAUGCAUGGCAAAGGUUUCAAGAAGGACAGCUCUAGAAAUCCAUUGUUUGCUUCUGAUGAUGUUCAAAAUGUGGGAGCAAAACCAAAAAAAGGAGACAAGCUAAGCAAGCGCAAUAUCCACCGCAGUGAUGGUGCAAAGUAUAUGUCAUAUUUCAAGAUUAGCAAGAAGCAGCUUGAACUUAUUAAGAGUAUGAAGCAGUCUGGUAAAAGCAUUCAAUCUAAGUCUCUGAACCAGGUUUUAGGGAACCUUGAUGGUUUGCAUGUACAACCUUAUGAAGUGUUUGAAGAAGAAGAGAAGAAAAAGUUGCAUAAGCAUUGGUUGCAAUUGGCUAAUGAAGAUCUCCCUGCAUUUCAUGCUAGCUGGAAUGAAAGAAAGUUACAGAUGUGGGAAAUCACACAAUCCUUGGGGCAAGAGAUCAAAGACAGAUUAAAAUUUCUGAUCGAGGAUGAAGAAGAGAACACGGUUCAGGAUGAGGAAGAAGCAAAUGCUUUUGUGCAGGAUGAGGAUGAAGAGAACUUUGUUGUUCAGGACGAGGAAGAAGAAAACACUGUUGUUCAGGAUGAGGAAGAAGAAAACACUGUUGUUCAUGUUGAGGAAGAAGAGAAUCCUGUUGUUCAGGAUGAAUUGGGGGAAUACCAAGAUGCAUCUCCUGACCAGAAGGAUGAUGUAGCUGCAAACCACGAGUCAAACACAAAAGAUGACGGAGACUCCGGUCCAGUCUCCCCACAGGAUCAUUAUCCACGGCAAACCUCUUCCCCAAGUGGGAACCAUGAGUUCAAGCACAUGGAUGUGGAUCUUGAAAACAAUCACGUUACCACUAAAUCAGACAAUUCUUCUUCAGAUGUAUCUGGCCCCUUGGAAAAAGUGAACACUGCUGAUCAUAAUGUCAAUGGCAAAGCUCCUCUUCCUUCAGGUGGAGAAGUCUGGCCUCCCAUGAGCACACCCCGUUCUUAUUAUGAUUCUACUGCAACACAUCAGUUUCUUACUGGUGGGUUGCCAAUUACGAAUCCACAAAUUAAUGAAGACCAACAAACCCACUUAAUUCAUCUGGAGUCAGAUUUAAAGAGACACAUGAGGAAAGAUUUGCUACACAGACCAUCAGAUGAUGGUUCCUUAAAUUCUUAUCAAAACCAUGACCAAAAUGAGCUCCUGCAAUCUCUUAUCAAGGGCCAGGGGAUGCUAUCAUACCAACGAGAGCAGAAACAGGCAGGUAUGGAUUUCCGGCCAUCAAACAACUUUUUGAUGGCAGGUGAUGGCCGUUUUCCUGGGCUCUUCCAGGAGCAGCUGCAUACAUCGCUGCAACUUGAGCAGGGGCAGAAGAGACUGAAUGAUAUUUUCAUGCAACAAAAUAUAUCGGAGCACAUUUACCCUGAUAGGAGUAGAUACUUAAUCCCAAGGGUAGAAAGUUUGCAACCAGGAAACGUGCAGAAUUGGACUGUUAACCCUGCCCGCAUGUCAGAUUCUCUGGAAUCUCAUAUAAAUGGUGGAGAAUUGUUGAAUCAGAACUGGUUUUCUGGUGACCAUCAAGUUUGUGGCUGGACAGGGUCAGGUGGAUCUAGUUUUCAGAGCCAGAGCAUUGUUAAUGGAAACAACAGUGAUCAGAGUUUAUAUAGUGUUCUAACGAAUCGUGGCCAAUUACAUUCGGUUAAUCCUUAUGAUUCAAUAGGAUCAACAGAAUUCAUUUCUUCAAGGAAUUAUGGAUUGAUGGCUAGGGGUGCUCCUGGGAUUAGUAACACUUUACCACAUGCAGUGCAUCCGCUUGACUACUUGGGUGGGCGAGAUGCACCCACUUCUAUGAUGCUUGAUGAUAUGGGAUGGAUGAACUUGCCACAUCAGAAUCCUACUUUGCAUGAUCAGAUGGGGAAGCCGUACUUGAGGUCUUGGAAUCAGUAAGAAAGUAUUUCAUAAUGUUCUCGAUGAGGUUCAAAUUUUGAUCUGGGUUGGAAAACUGCUAAAAAGAAGUGCUGAAUCCUAGAUGUAUGUGGCAGGAGAUUGUUGCCUAUGACAUUCUUUGAAAAAGAGAAUUUUGAGGUUACUGCAGAUUUAUGGAAGCUGAUGGGUAUACAAACCCUGAGAUAGGUUUUUGUACAUACCUAUACAAGAGCCAACUCAACACCAUGUAUAUAGCUUAGAUGUAGAUGGGUAGUCGGGAGGUAAGUUGCCGAAGGAGGGAAAAAAUCCAGGUUUCUCCGGUUCUCAUAAUUGGUAGGCCAAAAUAUAUACAAGUAAAUUACAUUAAAAUUUUAUUAUCAUGAGGGUUUUUUGUUUUCUCUUUUUGACUGAGAAUUAGCUUUUCAAUAAUUUGGAGGCUAGAAAUUGUUAACAGACGUUUAUCUCC